AUGGACUCGCUUUCACCUGGUUCGCGCGUUUCCUUCUACGACUCGACCGGAAGACUAGUGGGAGGUGUCGUCGAAUCUACAAUUCGCAUGGCGAACGGUAUGCAAGUAGUCCGCGUCAAGUGUGACAGUGGAAGUAGCAUAACCUUACCGGCGGCAGGACUAUUCCAAGGUUAG
Molecule: messenger RNA, 174 nt
Organism: Guyanagaster necrorhizus
Lineage: Eukaryota; Fungi; Basidiomycota; Agaricomycetes; Agaricales; Physalacriaceae
Exons: 4
Coding region: 1-174 (57 amino acids)
Source: RefSeq, a predicted model, not a curated record